GGUAAGAGAGGCAGGGAGGCGGUCUGGUGGCCUUAGGAGUGCAGAGGCAAGCGUCGUCACUGCUUUCGGUUUGUCACAAUGGGUAUCUCUCGGGAUUCCUUGCAUAAGAGGCGCGCUACGGGCGGCAAGAAGAAGGCCUGGAGGAAGAAGAGAGAGUACGAGCUGGGUCGGCAGCCAGCCAACACCAAACAUUCCAGCAACAAGACGGUGAGGAGGGUUCGAGUUCGAGGAGGCAACGUCAAGUGGAGGGCUCUCCGCUUGGAUACAGGAAAUUACUCAUGGGGGAGCGAAGCUUAUACCCGCAAUACUAGAAUCCUCGAUGUGGUUUAUAAUGCCUCAAACAAUGAGCUCGUGAGGAGGCGGACUCUAGUGAAGAGUGCUAUCGUGCAGGUUGAUGCUACCCCUUUCAAGCAGUGGUACCUCCAGCACUAUGGGGUUGAGCUUGGGAGGAAGAAGAAGGCCGCUGCUGCAACCAACAAGGAUGCGACUGAGGGACAAGUGGGCGAAGAUGCGCAGGACGAGGUAAAGAAGAGGAGCCACGUCCAAAGGAAGCUGGAGAAAAGGCAGGAGACCCGCAAGCUUUAUGGCCACAUUGAGGAGCAGUUUGGCGGUGGGCGUCUUCUUGCCUCAAUCUCAUCUCGCCCUGGCCAGUGCGGCCGUGCCGACGGUUACAUUCUGGAAGGGAAGGAGCUGGAGUUCUAUAUGAAGAAGAUUUAA
Messenger RNA from Phalaenopsis equestris, 717 nucleotides. RefSeq names its product 40S ribosomal protein S8-like. Gene Ontology annotation, cellular component: cytosolic small ribosomal subunit; ribosome. Gene Ontology annotation, molecular function: structural constituent of ribosome. The record is from RefSeq and is a predicted model, not a curated record. The coding region runs from base 79 to 717 and encodes 212 amino acids. The transcript has a single exon. NCBI's taxonomy places the organism in Eukaryota, Viridiplantae, Streptophyta, Magnoliopsida, Asparagales, Orchidaceae. Gene Ontology annotation, biological process: maturation of SSU-rRNA from tricistronic rRNA transcript (SSU-rRNA, 5.8S rRNA, LSU-rRNA); translation.